Molecule: messenger RNA, 12114 nt
Organism: Haplochromis burtoni (Burton's mouthbrooder)
Lineage: Eukaryota; Metazoa; Chordata; Actinopteri; Cichliformes; Cichlidae
Gene: wscd2
Product: WSC domain containing 2
Exons: 9
Coding region: 8999-10702 (567 amino acids)
Molecular function (GO): sulfotransferase activity
Source: RefSeq, a predicted model, not a curated record
CACACACACACACACAGGACACAUAUAUAUGUUUUUUCCCCUUUUCACUGCAGCAGCUCGAAAUAUGUCCUCAAAAGCAGCGCUUGCUUGCUUGCUUAGUGUUGGUGUUGCAGAAGUCCUGAUGUUCUCGCAGUGCAGCUGCUCUGGAAUAGUGAUUCAGACCAAAAACCACAGCUCAGAAAUGGUUUUUGCAGAAUUUGACUGUCACUUGUUGAAAAGACUGGCCAUAUGAUUUGCUUAUACUGAACCGCCGGUACUAAAAAUAUCCAUUUGAACUAGAUUUUCGAAGCUAUUCUGCUCUUAACAUAGUUGCAGACUAACCCAGUGCGGAAGUGAAUGUUUUAUAUUUUUAAUGCAGCGUAUUCUGCUGUCUCCUCAGCGCAGUGGUCGCUAAAAAUGCGUCAGUCUAACCAGGUGCCCGUCUGGUGGCCACAGUCAGAACCCCUUCAGCAUUUGUGUGAAGAUCCUGGCGUUUCAUUAAAGCCCACCUGCUAUUUUUUUUUUUUUUUUGAAGAGCUGCAAACUGAGACUCUGAAAAGAGGCCUGUAUUCAUAGCCGUUUAUUUAUUUGGUUUGGGAAACCAUUUUAGUAUUUUCAAGGAUGUUUGUCUCUGUACCUGAGGUUAUGUGGUUCUCUUAAAGUGCUUCUCUCAAGUGUUUUGCAGUGUACUGAAUAUUUUUUAGGUUUACCUUGGUUUGAAAACUGUCUUUUAUAAAGUGUACAAGUGAGAUUUUGCAUCAAGAAACAAUAAAAUAAUACAGUGUAAAUGUGUAAUUUAUAUUUAAUCAUUCAUCCUCAGCAUUACCAGAAAAUUAUGCACAUUGAGCGGCCUCCAGUAACCCUUCUUGUUUCUGAUGACCUUGGUGUUCACUGUAUUGAGAAACUGCUCAUUGUGGAGCGUGGAGGUGGGAGAAGAAGAGCGUAGUGGCUGUUAAGAUGGAUCACAAUGCUCAAAAAUCAAUUGAUGAAUGGGACUAAUUGGUCAUGCUGGUGUUUCAGCACUUGUCAUGGCAAUAAAUAAAAAGCAUAGAGCCUGACAGACCGCUUGUUAUGGCACUCAGUUCAUAGCUCCUGAAUCUAGUCCAAGCUGAAUUGAUCAAUAGUGUGAACAUCACUGUAAAAUAUUACCUAACCGUUUUCGAUUUCACUUUAUUUGAGCGGAAACCACUGGAAAUCUGCGUUUCUGCUGCAUUUGAAUAUUGUUGUGGUUUCAUUUGUGCCAGGCAGGAACCUGCUGAUGCUCGUUUAAAAAUAAAAUCGCAUAGAUUUUAUUGUUGCUAACAUUAGCUGUGCUCUCCCACAAGCUCAGUCCUCCCUCAGGCAGAAGUGAACAGACGUCAGGGAAACAUGCUGAUGGCUGAAAUUCAUAUUUGUACAGCAGUCAAAUAGAUUCUGCUGCCGAUGCAGUGAAUCAUCAGGGUCAAAGUCACCGCAUUUUGUAUCUCCAGGAUCCUCUUGGUGACCAUGAAGAUGAAAUCCUGAAAGAAAAAAUGUUUUCUUUUUAACUUGAUGCUGAAUGUGAAUGAUUUUCACACACAGGAUUAACUGUGAGAAACCUGAAUGUGCUUACAUAUGAAGUCCUUUGUGUAGUGACUGGGUGACUGGCGGCAGAGGGAGAAGGCUUUGAAUUCCUCCAGCACUUAUUCCAUGGAUCACAUCCAGUGGACGCAAGCUUUGAAGAUCGCCAGAGGAAUCACAGUUUGCGUGGUUGUGAAAGCCAUUACAGUGACGUGAGGGUGGUGCAGCACCACUAGACUGGAUGGUGCGCUCCUUCCUGAUAUAUUACCGUCAAGAAAGGAUGUCAAGAUCCUCAUUAGAGCGUGUACAAAAAUAGCUUAGCAUUAAAUACUUGGCUGGUUUUCGACUGUUUAUAGUGUCUGACGUUCAAACACACAGUAGUAGUUUCACAGUGAGUGGCAUGGAUGUGAAUACCAAACACAACUAGCACUGUCCCUUCAUGUUUGUCAGUAACUGUUUUUUUUCAGUUUCCUUGAAGAAAGAGUUGAUUUUAGAAAGAGGAUAAUCUUUAAAACUGUGUUACGGCUGCACAGGCCGAAGGAGUGGGUCACCCUCGCCGUGUGCACAUUUCAGCCAGAUUUUCAGCUUAUAUCAGGAUUAUUCACAACGGCAGACUUCCUCUGUGAGACGUAGCCAGAUAAUGACAGCCUAGACAGGUGGUGAGGAAAUACUGCGAGGCAGACAUCAGACAAAGCUGGGAAACCCCGAAAGACUAAUCUGUAAGUCAAGUGUGGGGGAUUUUGUCCAAAGAUAUUAAAUUUGCAGAUGCACUUAUCAGGCUCAAAUAAACUGAGGAAGAAGAAGACAAGCAACCUCGAUGUUAAAAAGGAAACAUCUAGACGAUAUAGUCUACCACCUUCAAGUCGAUCUGUUUUGUCUCUGUUCUGAUGAUCAGGUGAAAAAACCUUUCACAGUGCUCACAGUCAGUUUGCAGUGAGUGAAUAUAAUGUAAAAGCCAAUUAUAUUUUUGAACUCAGAGACCUGCUGUUCAGGCUUUUCUCUCAGACAGACACAGGCACCCUACUGAGGACAUGUUUAAUCCAACCGAGGCUAAUAUGAGGCCUCUGUUUGUAUCUGUCUGAGUCACAGUGCAAGGUUAUGUGCUUGCAUGUCGUCGAUCUCCUUACAUCCUGGCAGAUCGAGUGUGUUUUUAAACAGAGGCAAAGACAUUCAGUAGGUAAUUAUUGCAUACUUUUUAUAUCUUAAUCAAGUGCACAGUGCAUAAUUAUUCGAGCGCAGCUAAAUAUCAGUUGCUCUUUCAGUGUCAUACAAACCUUUUUUUGGUUUCUGGAACACGAACCAUAUUUAAUUUUUUUGCAUGUUACUCUUAAGUUAUUGUGGAAAUUUAAAGUUCAAAGUUGAAAUGCGACCGCCAACCUCUCGUGCAAUCCAAAAGCAACACCUGCCGUCAAAUUGCAUUCACCCCGCGCUUAACCGUGCAAUCAGGUCCUUUAGUUUUCUGAACACAGGGUGUAUUUUCUCAGCAGAUAAUUGUAAUUAAACAGAUUUUUCUGUUGGCUACAUAGAUUGGUACUCACCCAAUGUGGAAAACAUGCUCUUCUCUUCUAAAGCUUUGUCCUUGAACUGGAACUAUCAAAACAUUUACUGUUGUGUCAGGGUCUCGAGCUCCUUGUUUGUUCUCUGUGCCAUCAGGCUGCCUCGCAGUUGUCUGAUUGCUAACGUCUAGUCAGACGGCGUGAUGUUGUAGGUGUUUGAGAGGGAGGGUAAAUAGAGUGUAAAUUGGGUAAAAUGGAAAAAGAUAAGGAGCAGACGAUAAGGAGAAAAAGGUGACUUUAAAAGACACAUUUUCUGUGGUCUACAGCUGACCUUGAGACUCUGCCUGUCGGCGGGAUUAGUACAUCACUACUGUAAUUGUUCACCUUGAGUAGCAGACCUCCUUGUUCUUUCUUCAACUCGAUCCCUGCUUCACAAGAAGCCUUUUGUUGGUGUUAAACUGCUGGGCUCUGUGUUUUAUACCUGCUGCCCCAACAGAAGUCCAAUCUGGCAACAGGAGAGGCUUUAAAUGGGGGAAAAAAUGUAGUUUACUAACUCCGCUUUUAGGAACCGGAGACCAAGACUGUCUGACCGCAUGCCUGCGUGCAAGUCUCUGGGUAAUGUUCUUGACCUUAACCAAAAAGCUGCCUUUUAUAGUCCUAAAUGAGUUUUUCACAUAAAAGUUAUUUAUAGUCCGAUUAAGGAAGCUGAGUAAUGUGGGAGUUGAGAUAACAAGAUGUAAUUUGUUUACAGUGUCGUUAAAGAUAUUGGCUACAAAGUAUAAUUUAAUGACAGCAAAACACUGGGAUUCUUUGAUUAGUUUUAUUAGGUCAAUAAAGAAGAUGUUCCUUCCAUGUUCCAGCCCUGUGGUGCUCUCUCAGCAUUGGGAACAUAACUCCAAGCAGUGUUAGUCAGUCUGUAAAAACACAUCCAUCAACUUCCAGACUGCACCGUAAAGAAUUAGACAUGCGUUUGCUUUAAAGAGGAUGUCAGAAGAUUUUGAUAAACCCUGUCCCAACAAUACUGCAGCACAGCAGCAGGAGCCCCAGUGUGAUAAAGAAUCUGAAGGAGUGGAGCCCCCUCCGGGUCUGUCAACUUGUGCAGUCAGUGUCAGCGCUGGCUUCAGAUCUCCUUUCAGCAUGCUGCUCCCUAAUUGGGCCGUCACACUUGCUAGAGAAAUUUGUCAGGUUGCUGUAAAAUGAACUACUUGGGCAAAUCAAAAUGUGCAUCAUUUUGUUCCUCCCCAAACCACUCAUCUGCCCGUGAAAUAACAGGAUACUCGGGUUUUUAAAUGGAUAAACUACUUUCACUCAUUUCCUGUUGGGAGUGUGUCAUUAAAGGGUAAAUACUUGCACUUUUUUUUUACCACAGUUGUUUGCUCAGUAAUUGCAUCUCCUGGGAUUUAAUCUGAAAGAUGUGCAUCGGUAACCAAGCUGCGCCUAUUUAUACACGGCACGCCUAAAGUAGGGGCUUAUUAUUCUUACACUCAGCCUUACAUGUUGUUCCAUUAAUUUCCAGCAGCAAGCAGGAUAAGCGGCUAAGUCUAUCCCCUUAUCGGCUACUUUUCUGAAUCUGGCAGUGAGCAGAGCGCGCGCACAUGAACUCCUCCUCUGUGCUAAUGUUCUCCAUCUGUCAGUAAUGCUGCUCAGGUUGGAUGAGAUGUUGGGAGCUAUCACACGUAGUGACUGCACCACGCCUGGUCAAGCACGAGCCCAUCGCCACGCCAUGUCAACCCUCAUCACCUCCCCUCUCUCGGUGAUGGUGCAGAUGUUUCCCAGGUUGCUCGGGGUGGUAGGAUGACUCAGCUCGAGUUUUCACUCGGUGCCUCACCGACUCCCAGUUCAGCCCCUCUUCUCAGUCAACUGGCAACUUAAACGCGAUCUGGCUGCACUCAGACUCGGCUCAAAACACAUUAUUUUCAGUGUCAGGCUCUCGACUCUAGUGGUUCCCGGCCUCUUGAAGAAAUUACUUUAUGCAGUUAUUCUGUGUUAUUUUGUUAAGAAAACACUUGCCCUCGUGAAUCCACACAAAACAUCCUGGAAUUGUUCAAGAAGCUCUCCUUUCGUACUGUGACACUUCAGCUAUUUAUCCACAACUUUCAGCUGUUUAUUUAGACUUCUCUGCUUGCAUGCUAAGUAGUUUGCAGCAUAUGGGAAUUCUGUUGUGUCAUCUGAACAAUUACUACUUAAAUAUGCUACAGAUCAGGCUCUAAUCAGUUCCUGCAGUCUCUUGUUUAUUUGUUUUUGACCUAACACAGUAUGAAUGCAUUAUCACGUCUAUUCUUUUAGCGAUAUCAUCUCCACAACAUUUCCCACAUGCAGAGCAGUAAAUGCAGAAACCAUGAGAAGUAACCCAGCCUGGAAAUGACUGUUCGAAUGUUCAGCACUCUCCUGGAUUAACUACAGGGCCUUUUAGAGGGGCUAAUCGCUCUCUGUUUAUUCCAGACCUUAAAGAAUUCAUAAUCCAAAGUACUCCGUGAUAAAUCUUCGCCUCUGUGUUUUUUGUGUUUGUUUUGUUUUUGCUGUGUUCACAGCUUAGUCCGCAGACUUCAGUGGGUCUAUUUCUUCUAAUGCACAGUCCCUUAGGGAGGUGGAGAUAAAAACCAAAGCUCUUUGCACCACAAGAAGAAGAAGGAAGUGAGGUGAACGGAGAAUUUAAAUAAAUGCAACUGCAUGUUUGAAAUGUGAGAAUUUCCUUGGGAAGAUUACUGAGCACCUCACUGUCGUCACGCAGUUGCUUCAUAGACUUCUGUUUCUGUAUCUCACAUACUCAGUUGUAAACACAGGCAGCUCUCUUCUUUCUUCCUUUGCUUUAGAGAUGUUGUUCCAUGUUGCAUCAGAGCAACAGUGAAGCACUACUCUAUGUGCACAUCAUAUUUUAUUCAUACAGGCUGCAGCACUGAGGCACGCUCCUUUCUGCGAGCCCAAAGCAAGCAGCUGUCAGAAAUCCCCAGAUACUGUAGCCAUUUCUACGUCUACCGUAGCAUAAGCCAUUGGGAAAAACAAGAAUCUCUAAGAUAUACUGGUCAGAGUGAAAUUCAUGAGACAGCGGGAGAAGAUGGGUCUGACGAGCCCCUACCAACCUCAUUUUAAAUGAACCUGCUUCUGUUUCAACCCUCGAAGCAGAAGGGCUGUGUGCAUGGGAGAUACCAGCUUCUAUCUUUUUUAUUAGUCUCAAACAACACUUACAUAACAAUGCAAUAGGAAACCACUGCCCUGAAAUGCUCUGUCACUUUCAAUAAUACACAGUGCAUCUUGUUAUCAGAACAAUACAACCCUGCACCACUGCGUCAGCAUUUCUCAAACUUCCAAAGGUGCCAUACAAGCGUCCUUUCAUUUUUCCCUCUGUUUGUCCAGUAUUAUCAUGCAUGACUUGCUUACUUUGAAUCUAUUUAUUUGAAACACAUACAUCUUUUAUCAUUAUAUUUUGGUUUUUUAUAAAUAUUUUUUUCCAUAUUUUUGUUUGAGGGAUAUGUAAAGAUUCAUAAUUACAGUAUCCACAGGAAGUGGUCUUCUUUUUAUUUCCCAGGCCACUCCUUUCCGGCCAAACAGUGUUUGGCAUUUUGUCAGUAUGCAGCAAAACCAAGAUAUCUGCAGAUUUAAGUCAGAUGGAUUCUUUUUCAGCUUUACUUAGUUUGGUUUCCAUUGUGUUAGUUUUUGUUUCUAUUAUUUAGAAACCAGGAGACCUGAUUUUGACUUGGUUUGUUUUAAAUUUUGCACUUUGUACUUAUUUAUUUUCUUCAUGGUUUUCUAAAGACAAACCCCGUUAUUGCAUUACAUAUAUUCUUUGGGUUAAUGCUGAAGUAAGAUGUGAAAACUCAAAGUGGGACAAAGCAUCAACAACGCUUUUUCUUGCCAAAAAUCAGUUUUGCAAGCAUGCAAAACAAAUUCCUGCAUAAUUUAUUUUUGGUUUCUUGGAGUUAUUUCUCGUGGCUUAUACCAGAUAUGCACCGUAGAAGAAUCACCGUAUUUUGAUUAUCGUGAGCAGAUUAUUGUGAAAGCAUCGUUUUGUGACUUACAUUAACAUUCUUAGCUGAAGCAAAGAUUUAUAAUUGGAAAUAUAAAAAUAUGGGUGUUGGGGAGACAGCAGACUCUUAAAUCCCUGCUGCCAAUUUAGCAAAACGAAUAAACCUCAACUCCUGUGAACCUGACCUCAACCUAAAUCUUCACAUAAUUACCAAGUUGUCACCUUAAAAUGUAAAUAAUUUAUGUUAUGGUAAUUUUGUUGCACAUCACAAUAGUGUGGCACAACACUGCAUUACCACACACAGACACAGACAUGCACACACAAAGUGUAAGCUUUCUCUUUCUCUUCCUUUUCUUCAAAGGAUUUGAUUUUCAAAACAAAGCAGAAUUUAGAGAAGGCAGAUAGUCCUUGUCCUAAAUUCUGUUCGAUAUUCUGCCAAAUUACAUUAAAGAAAAAGAAACGAAUGAAAAGUUCUUAAGUAAAGGAAGUGCAUAUCUUAACAUACUCCUACACAAAAACCCACUUAGUUCCCCCCAGUCUUAAAAUACGUGUGAAUUUGACAUGCACAUUAUCGCUGUGGUUAUUAUCAGUGUUCAGUCAUGGGAAUAUUAAACUGACGGGACCAACAGCGAGGACAUCAGAACAUCAGCAACUUAUCAACAACACCAUCAUUUGAAUAAAAAUAGAACGUAAAAGCAGCGAGGCCUCUAACAAUCUUCAUAUCUAAUUGGAAAAGAUAUGUUGACAGUAGGCCUCUGGUGCUGCUCGACCUUUUGCACGGAGAUUUGCGCGAUGCUGAUGAGGCGCGCGGUUCACUACACAUUUUGCGAGGCGUGCUUACAGAGCAUCCUAUUAUAUGUACGCUCUUCAUGUUCCUCCAAUGAAUGCAUCCAGACCACUGCCCUGCAUAAUUGUUCACACCGAACAGCUCAUCAAAAACUGCUAAACAGCUUGUGUACAACAGCGCUCCACGACAGAUGAGCAGACUGUUGUCAUGCUAUCCUUUCAUUAUCUUUUUUGUAAAGUAAAAUAAAGUCAGUCGGUACGAGGCUGCUGUUAUGUUCAGUGCAGAUAAGUUGCUGUUUUGACACUCCACCAGUAUGGGUGUCAGUUACUUGAGAUUCUGCUGUGGGUUGUUUGUGUAGGUGGUAAAUGCAAUAUAGACUUCUGCAAUACUAGCGGCAGGAGAACAUUUCUCCAGUGAAGUGAGAAAAUAAUUUUCAGUCAUGAUUCAAAACAUAUGCUUUGGCUGCAUAAGCUUCUGCUCUGCUGGGGCGGCGGUCUGUGCAAACACUGUAAAUUGAAAACAUUGAUGUUUUUUUCGUGGUUUAUUUCAACAUAUAUAACUACUCAACUGUCACUGCAAUCUCGCAAGGAACUUAGCUCAAGAUGUUUGCUGUUUAACUUUUUAGAAUUGCAAAACGGAUCAUUUCAUCCGCUUUCUGGGAAAACGUAUGCUUUUAUGUAGUGGACUCCAGCUGAGUGCUUGCAAAAGAUUUUGAGAUGGUGAGGCACGCCCUUUCUCUCCCGGAUCAUCUCAGUGAAUAGCCGGCCGCACAGAGCUGAAAGGAUCUCAGCUCAGCUGAUAAAUAAAACCCUCUUCCCUCCGCACAGUGUGGGAGAAAGUGCCACUGCGGUGCUGGUGUGGCAUCUUUGUAGGCUGAUAACUGAAGUGAAAGCAGCGUUUGAGCGAUCAUCUUUCACCUGGAGCCACUCACCUUUCAGGACGUGGCCCCAGAGCCGGCUGUCAGGGCAGGUCUGUCAGUGGGAGCAGAAAGAGAUUCUCACAACCGGCAGAGCAGCACAGAUGCAAGCAGCCUUCCUUACGAGACUGGAGAUUUAUCCACAAGGGAAAAGACAUGUUAUUUUUUGGGUGACCUUCAUGCAGGUCUAAGACUUUUUCAUUGACUUUUAUCUUUGCUUUAGCUGGUGCCCAGUGGGGCUGUGUGUGGUGUUGACUCUUCAUCUUUAUGAUUUUUCAUCACUGGGCGAGUGUGUCUGAGUGGCUGGGAGAGCCAGCAUGGCCAAGCCUCUGCUGAAGAUACAGCGCUACUUCCGCAGGAAACCUGUGCGAUUCUUCUCCCUCAUCCUCCUCUACCUGACCGCCGGGAGCCUCGUUUUUUUGCACGCUGGCUUCGUCGGGGACAACGGUCCCGGAGCCCGAGGAGCCCGAGACUCUCUUAUAGCUUCGGAGAUGGGCAGCUGGGCUUCAUCGGACACUCGGGGACUUGGCCUCAUGAGUAGGGUGUUUAAGGAAAAACGGAGAAGUGGACGGAGGUUCGGUCCCCCUUGGAUGAAGAAAACUAGACAGGAGGGCCUUGGGAUGGUGGGCAGGGGGCGAGACUACACCAGCAACUGGAACCGCGCGCUGAAAGGACGCAAUGCCAAAGACCUGGAUGAUGGAAGAGCAAAGUACAUCGGCUGCUACAUUGAUGACACUCAGAAAAGAGCUCUGAGAGGAGUUUCCUUUUUUGACUACAAAAAAAUGACUGUAUUUCGUUGCCAGGACAACUGUGCAGAAAGGGGAUAUAUGUUUGCAGGCCUGGAGUUUGGCGCAGAGUGCUAUUGUGGUCAUAAGAUCCAGGCGCCCAAUGCUUCAGACAGCGAAUGCAACAUGGAGUGCAAAGGAGAGAAGAGCAACGUGUGCGGAGGGCCCAACAGACUGUCCAUCUAUAGGCUGGAGCUGAGUCAGGAGUCAGCGCGCCGCUAUGGCAGUGCCAUUUUCAAAGGGUGUUUCCACCAGCCAGACAAUGUCACACUGGCUCUCCCCUUCAGCGCGGUCAUCCAGAACAUGUCUGUGGAUAAGUGCGUGGACAUGUGCACAGAGAGGGAGAAAUCGCUGGCUGUGCUCGCAGGAGAUCGAUGCUACUGCGGAUUCCCAACGCCCCUCUUCUCCCUGCAUGAGCUGGAGGACGAGGGCAUGUGUCUCAAUCGGUGCCAAGGGGAAGAGUUUGAAAGCUGUGGAAACGACAAGUACUUUGUCGUCUACCAGACACAGGUUCAAGAUAAUCGGUGCAUGGACCGGCACUUCCUUCCCACUCGUGCUAAGCAGCUGGUGGCCCUCGCCAGUUUCCCUGGAGCUGGUAACACCUGGGCUCGCCACCUUAUAGAGCUCGCCACUGGCUUCUACACCGGCAGCUAUUACUUUGAUGGCUCCCUGUACAAUAAAGGAUUUAAAGGGGAGCGCGACCACUGGCGGAGUGGGAGGACAAUAUGCAUUAAGACACAUGAGAGCGGCAGGAAAGAAAUCGAAGCCUUCGACUCCAGCAUCCUCAUGAUACGAAACCCCUACAAAGCCUUGAUGGCAGAAUUUAACCGGAAAUAUGGUGGACAUAUUGGAUUUGCUUCCCAGGCCCACUGGAGAGGGAAAGAGUGGCCCGAGUUUGUCAAGAACUAUGCCCCUUGGUGGGCGUCCCACACGCUGGACUGGCUGCACUAUGGGAGGAACGUCCACGUGGUCCACUUUGAGGAUCUGAAGAGGGACCUGUUCACCAAGCUCAAAGGAAUGGUCGAGUUUCUGGGUUUGAAGGUUUCUGAGGAUCGCCUGCUCUGCGUCGAGGGCCAGAAGGACGGGAACUUCAAGCGGUCGGGGCUACGUAAGCUCGAGUACGACCCGUAUACUCCUGAAAUGCGUUCAAACAUCAAUGAACUGAUCAGAACAGUAGACGCUGCUUUGAAGAAAAGAAACAUGUCUGGGGUUCCAGAGGAAUAUAUGCCAAGAUGAUAAAUGUGAAGACCUCUGUUUUCCUUUUUAUUUUGUUAGUUUUCCUUUUUAUUCCUGCACAUCUUGUAGAAUUUCAUGAGAUAAAUCGAUUUUUUAUCGUGUUAAAUGUCUGUUAAGUCAUGUAGAUGGACACCUAUUUCAUUUUUUCAGUCAUCUGUUUCUUUUUUAAACGAAACUAAAUCAGCUUCAUGCAUUCAUGGAGUAGACGUGACAGUUUUAGCAGGCAAGGUUUGUGUUUCUCUCAUUUGCUGAAUGAAAAGCACUCCUUAUCCUGCUCUAUGCACAUGUGCUGUGUAGGCAUGUGCACAUGCCUUAACACAAAGAAGCUACAGUAGCUGUGACUACAGAGGGGCUCAUCUGACUGUGCUGACAAAAGAUACGAUACAACACUGCAAAGUGUGUUCAGUGAGCUUAUUUUGUGCAAAAGAAAAGUCAAAACAUUAAUUUUCCUGCUGCUAUUACAGUUACAGAACUAUUUUAUAUAAGAAGCUCACUGAAAGCUGUAUCUCUUUGUUAGGGGGGAAAAUGCAAUAUGCAGGGUAUAACUACCUGAUGGUGAUGAUACUGUGUGUUUCCAAGAUUUUGUAAGGUGUUUAAUUCACUGUAUGUACGAGAAAUCAGAAGGUUAUUCAAGAAGCUGAGUUAUCCCUUUCGAAGAGACUGACUCGAGGAGAGAAGAGGAUUAAUGUCUGCAGCAUUUAUUUAUCUCCCGUGAGCAGCGCACACGUUGAUUCAUUUGGCUGUGAAUAUGUUUUCUUAACACUGGACUCGAUGCAGAAAUCCAAAAAGCACUUCGGUGUGCAACACCUUCCCCAAAGAUCACUGAGGAAUUAGGCAUUACACUCGUGUAAUAGACUGGAGUUUACCUUAUAAGUAGUGACUGUUGUAGAGGUUUAUUUAUGAGAGCUAAUCAUACUGAAUGUGAAAACUGUCUUUUUUCUUUUUUUUCACUGCUUUGUUGUAAGAAAAGCUUUGAAACUGUUAAAGCUCGUAAUCAUUUUCCUAUUCCUUGUUGAACAAACAAAAAAACUCCAGCAAACUUUUGUGCAGCACGUCUUAAAACGGCGCUCGAUCUCCUCUGCCGCUUAAACACAAACAAAUACACAGAUUGAUAAAUCCAAGGAUAAAAAAACAACAACAGCACCGGUGAUUGAGAGCCAGACAGCAUUAACUGACUUCCAUUUUCAGUAUAAUAAAACUAUAUUUUUAUAGUGUAUGCUGACACGUUCAAAAUAUUUGUAUUGCAACAGGCAAACGGGAGAGGUUGUUUCUAUUUUUAACACAUGCUUUAAACUUUAUUGGCUCUUUGCAUUUAUUGACAAGCCGGCACUUAUUGAACAGGUGUCACAUUUGAAUGUAUUUUCUAUGGAAUGAAUGUAAUGUAAUAUGGCCCAAUAAAUGAGUGAAUCCAA